Molecule: messenger RNA, 1323 nt
Organism: Argiope bruennichi
Lineage: Eukaryota; Metazoa; Arthropoda; Arachnida; Araneae; Araneidae
Gene: Enoph
Product: enolase-phosphatase E1-like
Exons: 7
Coding region: 322-1134 (270 amino acids)
Molecular function (GO): acireductone synthase activity; magnesium ion binding
Source: RefSeq, a predicted model, not a curated record
GUUGUUGUGACAUUUUGAUGUUGGUUACAUAAAAAUCAGUUGUAAAAUAUUCGUCAUCCCUACAGCCGAUCACUCCGCAAGUACUGAACGGAGCAGUAUCGACAUAAGGGGAUAACGGCCUUUGCUGCUCUAUGUCCUUCAGCCUAUCUAACAAACUGAGCCGAACAGCUGUUUACAUUUUCAUGCGAGUUCAGCGCAGUUUGAAUUUGUAAAUAUAUACUGAUCGGUGUGAUUAUCAAAGGGCUGAUUGAUAAUUUGAUUGCGAAAAACUGCUUUAUUAACAUAAAAAGUGAGAAACAUAAUUCAAGAAAAAAGAUUAAAAUGGAUAACAAAGUUCUUAGAAAGAUGGUUUCUGAAGCCAAAAUAAUAAUCCUAGAUAUAGAAGGCACUAUAGCAUCGAUUGACUUCUUACGAAAUGAAGCUUUUCCUCUUGUUGAGAACCAAAUAGAAGACUAUAUUCUUAUAUACUGGGAAGAAGUUAAGGAUAUUUUAUCACGUCUACGACAACAGUCUGUGCUGGAUUCAAAAGAGAGUUCUAAUGAUUUGGUUCAAUUUCCUUCAUUCCCUACAUCUGAAAAUACAGAAGUAAACACUAACUAUCAGAAAGUUGUUAUUGAUUAUGUGAAACAUCUGAUGAAAAAUAAGCGCGAUGAUCGUGUAUGGAAAGGAAUUCAAGGAUUUGCUUUGCAAAAGGCUUUUCGAAAUGAAGAUAUCUUUGCCCAUUUGUAUUCGGAUGCUAUAAAAGCGUUGGAAACUUGGUCUCGUGAAGGCAAACCAGUGUAUACCUAUUCAACUGGAUCUCGAGACACGCAAAUUGAAUAUUUCAGACAUACAAUCGAAGGUGACAUGUCAGAGUUUAUAAAGGAAUAUUUUGAUGUAUCCAUUGGAUCUAAGCUGGAAUGUCAGGGUUACAGAUUCAUUUGUAGCCUUGCUGAAGUGAAUCCUUGUGAAGCAGUAUUUUUUUCUGAUAGACCAAAAGAAAUUGUUGCGGCUAAAAAUUCUGGUCUAAAAGCGAUUUUGGUCGAUAGAGAAUCAAAGAUCUCACUGAUUAAGGAAGAAGAAGAGUUCGUGGGCUCUGAAGAUGGAAAAAUUACAUCAUUUACAGAAAUUUUAGUUGACAAUUCAAAUGAUUAAGCUUUCGAUGACUAGCAUAAGCUGGCCGAUUUUUUUCCCCUUAUCAUUGAGAAAUACUGUAAUGCAAACAAUUUAAACACUUACUUUUUUCUUGCAUUUAGAAAUCAUAAAGUAUAAAAAUGGUAAUUCAUGAUAUUUAAGAAAAUAUGUUGUCUUUGAUAAUAAAAUCAAGUCAUAUUUUUAUAUAUU